UGGGAUCUACAAGACAGAGCAGCUCCUUCCAAGAGGCCUCACUAAACCGUAAUACUGUGGUUUGCCCAAACCCACGCAAUGAGGUGAUGCAAGUCUCCCCACCGUCGAGUCCAAUCUUGUCUCAGGCCUGCGAGUCACCACCACCGGUGCAAAUGCAUUCGGCACACUAUGAGCCCCGCUGGUAUUUAAAGGAGCAGGAAUGACGGAAAGGCCACAGCCUGUCCAACAUGUUGGAGAGGUGCCUCGUCAUUCUGUUUAUGGUUGUGAGUGGCUCCUCAUUCCAUGGAAACAUUACCCAGAGAUGUUUUCAGGAUACCAUUAGGUUUCUUGAAGAUCUCAAUAAGGAUGAGCCAAGCCGCUAUGCUGUCCUGAUGUAUGAUGCCUUCGGGAAAAUGGGAAGUGACUUCACAGGAGGAAACAUGAACCGCCUGGGAUCGCUGAGUGAAUGCCUGUCAGCCGAUGCUGGUGAUUUUAAAGGCCAGUAUUGCCAAGUCAUACUGAAGCAGGGAAAAAUGGAAUAUAUUGUUGGUCUGUGUGUCCCCAGUACAUGCAAAGAGAGUGAAGUAGAAGUACUUGUUAUAAUUGACAUAUUUCAGUACAAAGGCUCCUCACUAAUAGCUCCUGUACCAUCGGUGUUACUGCCCAAUGACACCCAAGGGAUUUACAAAGCUCAAUGUCUGGAGAACAUGGCCACCCCUGACGCAUCGGCCAUUGUGUGCUUGCUUAUCUGUCUUAUCCUCGCUGCUUUGCCCCUAUCAGCGACUCUCUAUGUGGCGGUCCUUAAAUGGAAAUCUCCAAAAUCGGAGGAUGCCAGCCCUGCUCCUCCUGGUGAAUUUGAUGAAAACCAUUACGGCACUUUCCAGCUCAACAACGUACAUCUCCGACUGGCAAACAGCUAUAGUCAUGAAGAUGAAUCUUCUAAAGCCUCCAAUAUCACAAAUCAAGAAAGAAGAAGCCAAGGUGUCCGAGAGAAGGGCUUCUUGGAUCACUUCAUCGCAACCAUAUCUCUACAAAAUACAGCGCCAGCUGUCCUGAGUGCCCAAACCACUGGAGGAAGCUAUUCAACCUUGAAUGGGAUUCGAGUUCUGAGUCUCCUUUGGAUUAUUUCAGGACACACCAUCCAGAUCUGGUCUAUGAUUAAUUUAGAUAAUUCCAACCGCUGGAAAAACAGUGUUACUCGAAAUCCAUUGAACAUCCUGACCAUAGGUGGACCAGCAUACUUAGCAGUGGACACCUUUCUGCUUAUUGGGGGGCUACUAAGUGUGCAGUCUUUAUUGACGUUGAUUAAAAACUCAAAGGGCAAAGGCAUCUUCUGGAUUGUGGUAAAAUACUUGUUGAACCGAUAUAAAAGAAUUCAGCCCCUCCACCUGUACACCGUGUGUCUGUGUGUUGGUCUUCUGCCUGUCAUGCCAAAAGGCUCCUUCUGGAUCUUUGCAGAGAUGCAAACUGAGAACUGCAAACGUCGCUGGUGGACAAAUCUCUUGCUAAUAAACAACUUCUUUGAGUCCAGUGAGAUUUGCAUUCCCUGGUCCUGGUAUCUGGCCGUUGACAUGCAACUUUAUAUUCUAACACCCGUUCUACUCUUUGUGUUUCAAAGAAGUAAAUACGCCAUGAUUACAGUGGCCACUGUCCUCCUGCUGACCUCCAGCCUGUCCGGGGCUUUGCUCACUGCCUUUCUGCACUUACCAGUUUCUCUGCCACUCACAGCGGCACAUGCUGCGUACUUUGACUAUUAUUACGUUAUGCCUAAUGCCAGAUGUGCCCCUUAUGUAGUGGGGAUCCUCCUGGGAGUAUUCAUGAAAGAGAAGAAGGAACAUCUGCUGAGAACUGAGAGACAGGCUGCAGCUGGCUGGGUUUCCACAUUCAUCCUCUUGGCUCUGCUGAUAGCUGUGCCAUAUUUUUUAAACGACGUUCCCAAUUACCCUUCUGCAAGCCAUUCCGUUUACCAGGGACUUCACAGGGCUCUGUGGGCGGCUGCUGUUGCCUGGAUCGUACUUGCGUGUGAGGAAGGUUACGGGGGAUUUGUACAGUCUUUCCUGUCACUACAUUUCUGGAGACCACUGUCAAACAUUAGCUUUGCGUGUUACAUGGUCCACCCGCUUAUCAUUAUUGGCUACAGCAUGAUGCAGGAAACUGGGCUCCAGUACACUGCUUGGAAUCUGGUGUACCUUUUCAUUGGACACAGCUUCUUGACAGUGAUGUCGGCCUUCUUAUUAACACUGCUGGUUGAAAAGCCGUUUUUAUAUCUGAAGAGCUGCACUUGACCCAGGAGUGGGAGCGUCCAUCAUUGUCACACAUUUUCUGUAGCUCUGGUCUGGCUGCACUGUGACUCUUGAAUAAAGGAUUUGUCAUCCAGUGUCUUCUGUUUUUGUAUUAUUUUGAUAUUAUCCAUCCAUUGCUUUAUGCUACAAAACGCAUAUACAGCGCCUUGUAAUUAAUUGA
This is a messenger RNA of Erpetoichthys calabaricus (reedfish), 2442 nucleotides long. RefSeq names its product O-acyltransferase like (gene oacyl). The coding region runs from base 228 to 2264 and encodes 678 amino acids. The transcript has 15 exons. Lineage: Eukaryota; Metazoa; Chordata; Cladistia; Polypteriformes; Polypteridae. Gene Ontology annotation, molecular function: acyltransferase activity, transferring groups other than amino-acyl groups. The record is from RefSeq and is a predicted model, not a curated record.